Messenger RNA from Schizosaccharomyces octosporus yFS286, 1605 nucleotides. Its product is annotated as translation initiation factor. Gene Ontology annotation, molecular function: ribosome binding; translation initiation factor activity. Gene Ontology annotation, cellular component: mitochondrion. Gene Ontology annotation, biological process: ribosome disassembly; mitochondrial translational initiation. The transcript has a single exon. Lineage: Eukaryota; Fungi; Ascomycota; Schizosaccharomycetes; Schizosaccharomycetales; Schizosaccharomycetaceae. The record is from RefSeq and is a predicted model, not a curated record. The coding region runs from base 625 to 1320 and encodes 231 amino acids.
CGGUGAAAUUAUUUGUAUCUUCAAUCUCUACUUGUGAAUAAUCCUUUUGUUGGUUAGUCCGUACUUAUGUUCUUGAUUUAUUUCGGAACUGAGCGUUGAAAAAGUACCUCUGUUCGGUUCCUCCUGGACGAUCAUUCUUCCUUUUCUUGCCAUCAUAUGAAGGUUUUUAUGAGACAUUUCUUCCCAAGUAGGAUCUCUAUAACCUCAUAUCUGGUACUAUUUUGGCGAAUUUUCGAAGUCACUUUUACCAUUCUCCUUCGUCUUAAUGAGUCAUUAUAAAGGGAAAUAGGAUUUCUUCAGUGAAAUUUUCACAAGACGAGCUAUUCAAUACAGAUUUGCCGGCUUUCAAUAAGACUUUAUACUCAUGUAUUCUUUCAUUAACAUCUUGUUUAUUAACGUACCACCUCAGUUACUACUGUAAACGGUGACGUUAGUAGGAACACCAAAAAUGGAUAUAAUCACACACUCUCGGUCAGUCUUGUCUUCGGAGUGAUCUAGGAUUCCAGUAUUAAGGAAACGAAGUAUUUAUUUACUAUUAUUGUUUAAAUAACACGCUUUUUUGGAAUACAAGCACUCGGAUAGCUCAAUUAUAGAUGAGCAUAUAAGCGUUGAUUAUUGGAAAUCAUGAUUAUGUUGCGAAAUCUUCUAUUUAGGCGUACGAUUAUUCGUCCAUCAUAUGUAACAUUUAAUAGUCCCUGGCAGCGGAUCUACUCUGUGCGAUACUUUCAUUGUUCGUUCGUGUCACGUACGGAUGUUAGCGAGUCUUUGCAAGAGUAUUUCAAGGGGAGAAUAAACGAAAGUAUUGCAUCUGACUAUGUAUUUAUGCGGAUGAAGGAUGAAGGACGACCAAAUAAGCUUAUAUGGUGUAGUCUUCAUCAAGCAAUUUCGAAUGCCAGGGACAUGGGGGAUCAUGCAGUGCUGAAAGUCGCAGACCGUUCAGAAAAUGUAGAACAUCCUAUUUGUGUUUAUGCUCCUAUUCAAUUGCUAACGAGUAAACAAAACGAGAAAGCUGUACAGGAAGACAAAAUCCGUCGAUCGAAACAUAAGAGUAAAACUCGCCUACGAUAUAUACUUUUGUCAUGGAGAAUUGAUAACAAUGAUUUAAAGAGAAAAUUGAAGGGAGCCGAAAAAUUUCUUCAAUCUGGUAUUUCGGUAGAAAUCCACAUUGAAGGUAAGAAAAAUACUCCUCCAGCGUCUUCUGAACAAAAGAAAGAGGUUUUGGAUGCGAUAUCUCAAUUAAAUCGUAUUGCCAAGGAAUCGACACCUCCUAGUAUUUCCAAGAACUCUGCAACUUUUUAUUAUCAAGGUAGCGAAAACUAGAUUCUACACACUAUCCUUUUAUAAUCCCCUUUUUUUGAUGCAUAGUCCGGAUAUUUAAAAUUAUUUUCUCUUCAAAGAAGAAUCUAGUCUUGUUUCAGCUGCUGUUUAACAGGCUUCAUGGAAGAGGUGAAGCUUCUACUUAGAUUUUCUUAUCGUUGGAAGUCAUUCAUCAAACGUAGUUCUUCGUCACCAACUUUUUUUAUUACAUUAAUACUUUAUUUUAUUCUCUCUUUGAUAUGAACCAAACAUUUGUAACACCUUUUUCAAAUCAUCUGAUCAAACAGG